Anopheles marshallii is the source of this 1563-nucleotide messenger RNA. RefSeq names its product nuclear receptor subfamily 2 group F member 1-B (gene svp). NCBI's taxonomy places the organism in Eukaryota, Metazoa, Arthropoda, Insecta, Diptera, Culicidae. Gene Ontology annotation, biological process: anatomical structure development; cell differentiation; regulation of transcription by RNA polymerase II. The transcript has 5 exons. The record is from RefSeq and is a predicted model, not a curated record. Gene Ontology annotation, molecular function: RNA polymerase II cis-regulatory region sequence-specific DNA binding; nuclear receptor activity; zinc ion binding. The coding region runs from base 1 to 1563 and encodes 520 amino acids.
AUGUACGGCGGUGGCGUACUCUGCCCGUCGCCCUCGACGGCGACGGGUUUCUACAAUCCGCGCGGCCAGGGUUCGGAGAUCGGUGCGCUCGAGCUGGGGUUCCCGCGGGGGAUGGCCCUGGUGCCGCCGCCACCGCACGGUCCGUGGCGCGAUCCGAGCAGUCUCACCGGGACCCACCUGCCGGUCGCCUCCAGCACGGCUUCGGCCGCCGGGGACGACAUCACCACACUGGGCGGGCAGGGUGGCCCCCAGGGCCAGACCGGUUCGGUCGUGCCGGGGAUGCAAACGUCCUCCUCGUCCUCGAGCGGUGGCGGUGGAGUGGCCCAGGAUAAGAAGGACUUCAUCUCGUCCUCGUCCGGCGGGUCGUCGAUCGGUAGCGUCGGUCAGCAUCCGUCGGUGACCGGUGCCGGCGGUACCGUGACGCAGGGCAAUGUGAUCGAGAAGAAAGAGUUCCUGUCGCUGCAGCAAAGCACAACGCCCGGUUCGCAGAGUAUGAACUCGCAGAACGGGCAGGAUCUGAAGAACCAGAACAUUGAGUGUGUCGUCUGUGGUGAUAAGAGUUCCGGCAAACAUUACGGACAGUUUACGUGUGAAGGCUGUAAAUCAUUCUUCAAACGCUCAGUACGACGGAAUCUCACCUACUCCUGCCGGGGCAAUCGAAAUUGCCCGAUCGAUCAGCACCACCGAAACCAGUGUCAGUUCUGUCGACUACGAAAGUGCCUCAAAAUGGGAAUGCGACGUGAAGCCGUCCAGCGAGGUCGAGUUCCACCGUCACAACCACCGGGCAUACCGUACGGCCAGUACUCAAUACCAAACGGUGACUCCGUGACCGGGUUCAACGGUCACUCGUACCUUAGUUCCUACAUUUCGUUGCUGUUACGGGCGGAACCGUACCCCACGUCCCGGUACGGUCAGUGCAUGCAGACGAACAACAUUAUGGGCAUCGACAACAUCUGCGAGCUCGCGGCCCGGCUGCUGUUCUCCGCCGUCGAGUGGGCCCGCAAUAUUCCCUUCUUUCCGGAUCUCCAAGUCACCGAUCAGGUGGCGCUGUUACGGCUCGUCUGGUCCGAGCUGUUCGUGCUGAACGCCUCCCAGUGUUCGAUGCCAUUGCACGUGGCCCCGCUACUGGCGGCGGCCGGUCUGCACGCUUCCCCCAUGGCAGCCGAUCGGGUUGUCGCCUUCAUGGACCACAUCCGGAUAUUCCAGGAGCAGGUGGAAAAGUUGAAGGCGCUGCACGUCGACUCGGCCGAGUACUCCUGCCUGAAAGCGAUAGUCCUCUUUACCACAGAUGCCUGUGGGCUUUCGGACGUGGCACACAUCGAGUCGCUGCAGGAAAAGUCCCAGUGCGCGUUGGAGGAGUAUUGCCGGUCACAGUAUCCCAACCAACCGACCCGUUUCGGCAAGCUACUGUUACGUCUUCCCUCCCUAAGAACUGUGUCUUCACAGGUUAUAGAGCAACUGUUCUUCGUCCGGCUGGUAGGCAAAACGCCUAUAGAAACCCUCAUCCGUGACAUGCUGUUAUCGGGCAGUAGUUUCUCCUGGCCCUACCUUCCUUCGAUGUGA